Penicillium griseofulvum is the source of this 1014-nucleotide messenger RNA. RefSeq names its product putative RTA1 domain protein. The record is from RefSeq and is a predicted model, not a curated record. Bases 1 to 1014 code for a protein of 337 amino acids. The transcript has 4 exons. Gene Ontology annotation, cellular component: membrane. NCBI's taxonomy places the organism in Eukaryota, Fungi, Ascomycota, Eurotiomycetes, Eurotiales, Aspergillaceae.
AUGCUCGAGGCAAGGUCAUAUCAGGAGGGAAGCUUGUGGUUCUAUGCACCAAACAAAGGCGCUGCAAUUACCUUUGCAAUCCUCUUCGCUAUCUCUGGUGGCCUCCAUGGAUAUCAAUGCUUCAAAUACAAAUCCUGGAAAGUCACCGGCCUUCUUCCCUGGUCUGCCCUUCUGUUCACUGCAGGUUUUAUCACACGAACUAUCGGAGCGUUCGGGCAGUGGGGAAAUAUAGGCGUCUUUAUCGCAAGCACUGUGCUUCUUCUCGCCGGACCACCGGUAUAUGAGGGUGCCAACUUCUUCAUUUUGGGUCGCAUACUCUACUAUAUCCCAUACCACUCCCCCAUCCACCCUGGCCGCGUAUUCACAACCUUCAUCGCCUUGGGUGUGGCUAUUGAGAGCAUUACAGCGAACGGAGCGGUCCGAGUCGCAAGCGCAAACUCUACUGUCAGCUCGCAAAACAUCGGCAAGGCACUGCUGAAAGCGGCCCUUAUCAUGCAGAUUGCUCUCAUGGUAGGCUUUGUGUCUUUGGCUGCCCGAUUCCACUUCAACUGCUCCAGAGGAGGCGUGUUGAACCACAAGAUCAAGCGUGCCCUAUUGGUGUUGUACUGUAGCUGCACCCUUAUCACGAUCCGUACCAUCUAUCGCACUGUGGAAUACUUCACUGCCGCGAGUCUGAAUGCAUACUCUGACCUAGAACAUAUCAGCCCUGUACUGAAGCAGGAGUGGUUCUUCUGGGUGUUCGAGGUUGUACUCAUGUAUAGCAAUACCACUUUGCUGAAUGUCUUUCAUCCCAUGCGUUGGCUUCCACACUCAAACAAGAUUUAUCUUGCUGAGGAUGGUGUCACAGAGAUUGAGGGUCCUGGCUAUGAUGAUCCCCGUCAUUGGAUCCAGACUAUUAUCGAUCCAUUUGAUAUUUUCGGAUUGGUCGUGAAACGAGGCAAGCAGGAGAAGUAUUGGAAAACGAUUCCGACUGGGAGAGAGGAAACCACUGCUAGAACCACCCAGAGCGUUUGA